UAUGUGAACGUAUUAAUAAGUUACGUUGUACAAAGAAUCGACAGUCUCGUGAGACCUGUUGCGCAAGGAACCGCGUGGUUAAAGCCCAAAUGUGUGGCCAUAGAAAAAAGUAAAUGAUUCGACUAAAAAUAGUAUGCUUAACGCUCUAUGUUGUGCUUUGCUAUUUCCAAGCACAAGGAGCCGAUAAAUACACCGAUGGAAACCGGCCCUAUGAGUUCGGGUUCACGAUUGAUGGAGAGCAGCAUAGACAUGAAAAGAAAGACGAAAAUGGCAUAAUUAUGGGAGAGUUCGGUUUCAUUACCGCUGACGGUGUCUAUCACGUAACUGUGUACGCGACAGACGAAAACGGAAACUUCAAAAUAAUAUCUAUGAAGAAUAUUCGAGUUAAACCUUAUCCUACUGCCCCCGAUACUCGGAGCUCUGCGGAGAGAAAAGGACACUCGCUUGCCCUCCCGCCGUCGCAAAAAUUGUCGAUACCAGACACUUCUACUAAAACUCAGCCAACCAAUCGAGAACUUAGUUCAUCUUUACAAGCGUGCUCUCAUUGCAAAUUGCUCACAACUACUACUACAACAACUCCCCGACCAAAAUUAACCAGUUCAGCAGUUUCACUUACAAAUAAUAACUAUGUCAAACAGUUGCAAACAGGGGGAAACCCGCAAUUCGCUAGUAACUCUCAGGAAAAUUCACAAAAAUACAACAAUCAACAAGUUAAUUCACAAUAUGGAAAUUCACUUGCACGUCAACAAUCACAACAACCAAAUUUUGAACAAAACUAUCAACAGGGGGCUAUUUCAAGUCAACCUGAGCAGAAUAUUCCUAAUCCUGGUCUAAGUUAUCCGAAUCAAGCAGUCAACGUUAUUAAUCAAGAUCAAUUUUCACAAAAUGGACCUAGUCAGCAAAAUUAUCAAGACGAUUUUAAUGUAGGACGAAAAUAUUUGCAAAAGGCACAAGGUCAACAACAAUCUAGCGUAGGUCCAAAUUCUUUAUUACAAACUAAUGCAGGACUAAAUCAUCAACAAGAAUUUAAUGCAGAACAACAACAACAGCAAGGAAUAAUCGACGGGCAAUAUAAUUUACAACCUCCUUACCACAAUAAUCAGCAAUUUUCAAGUUCUCCUCAAAGUUAUCCACAGCAAGCAGACACAAAAGUUCAAGAUUCUGGCACGCCUAAAUUAGAACAUAACUAUCCAAGUUUUAACACAGAACACAAAAAUGGUCAAGGGUCAUUUACAAAAGACAAUCAAUAUAUUCAAAAGGAAAGUUACCAAAAUAAACCCAGAAUUCUUGGUCAGACAAUUGAUGCUCCAAUUCAAGGAAUAAUUCCAGGAGAUAGAGUGCCGAAAACCUUUACAGAUAUUUUACAAGCGGUUAAUCCAGAACAAUAUUAUAAAUCUACUCCAUCUAAUUCGUAUGCAUCAUCCCAACAAAACAUUGGAAAACCAGUUCUCGUGGCUGCCCAAAUGCAAGUAGUGGACAAAAAUACAAAUAUUUAUCAGAAAAAUCCAGGAGAGAACGAAGGCUUGCCAAAAGGCUUAACAAAAACUGAUAUGACCGAACUUUUAUAUACCUUCAAUUAUACAAUAGGAUUUCACAGUCACCACGAAGAAGGAUACAAGAGUGGAGCGAAAAUUGGAUACUAUUAUGUAACAGGAAGAAAUGGUAUUAGAACAAGAGUGGAUUAUACAGCAGAUGAAACGGGAUUCCAUCCACGAAUUUCUCAGGAAGUUCUAGAUAUACAAUCUGAUGAAGUUCCAAAGCCUGAGACGGAAAAAGAUGAUAAAUAUGGUCUUAAAGGCUAUGAAUUUAAAUGGCUUUACUAUCCAAUUGACUCAAAAUAAAAUCAAAGUAGGUAGGUAUACAGAGACUUUUUAAAAUCUAUAAUAUAGGUAGGUAUGCAAAAAUUAUUUUUAUUAAACACUGCCAUGUCAACUUUUAAUUUUAAAAUUAUAUUUAUAAUAAAUGAAAUACAAAAUUUUAUUCUAGUAAGUAAAUAAAGCGUAAUGAGAAAAGACUUGCAAUAUUUUCUUCAAGCGGCGACAGUCAUGUCAGAAGUACGAUUAGUAUCAUUGAUUUUGGAAGGGCCACUUUUCUGUGAUUAGUAGUACAUCUACGGUAAACCGUGCUUUUGCCGUGACAAUAGUUGAUUAUAGAUCAAAUUAUGGCUAGUCUUUUCUCAAAAUUUUAGCAUUUAUGUGUCCUACAAAAUGUGAUACGUAUUUUAAUUUAGGUUCUGAAUUGAAAAAUAAACAUACACAACGCCA
Molecule: messenger RNA, 2264 nt
Organism: Maniola jurtina (meadow brown)
Lineage: Eukaryota; Metazoa; Arthropoda; Insecta; Lepidoptera; Nymphalidae
Exons: 4
Coding region: 114-1841 (575 amino acids)
Cellular component (GO): chitin-based extracellular matrix
Molecular function (GO): structural constituent of chitin-based larval cuticle
Source: RefSeq, a predicted model, not a curated record